AUAACUACCAUUCUUGACACCAUGAGUUACUACGGCAUCUACUAUGGAGGCUUGGGCUCUAGUUUCCAUGGCUUUGGAAACCUGGGUUAUGGCUCUGGCUGUGGCUGUGGCUUUGGAGGCUAUGGCUAUGGCUCUGGCUAUGGCAGAUAUGGGUAUGGCUACCGCCGCCCACUUCAUUAUGGAGGAUAUGGAUUCUCCCGCUUCUACUGAAAGGCAUUCCAGAAGAACUAGCAUCUUAAACAUAAGACCAUUACCCCAAACUCAUACAAGGACUAAAUUAAAUGAACGUACGUACUGUGAACCAAAUCAAGAAGAAAACAAUUUAACAUCCAAGCCUUUGAGACAACCAUUUAGCAUGUAAACCUUUGAAGGAAUGCUUGGCAUCUUGUAAUUCUCCAUUUUAUGCCCCCUGAUUUCUCUUCUGUCAUGUCUUAAAUGUAGACUUUUUGACUUUUUGCAAUAAAUUAUCC
This is a messenger RNA of Grammomys surdaster, 470 nucleotides long. Its product is annotated as keratin-associated protein 19-5. Lineage: Eukaryota; Metazoa; Chordata; Mammalia; Rodentia; Muridae. Bases 22 to 210 code for a protein of 62 amino acids. The transcript has a single exon. The record is from RefSeq and is a predicted model, not a curated record.